CGUUGAGUAGCCACCCUUCUGAGAGAGGCGUCGACGAGCUGAGGUUUGACCUAUCAAAAGAAUCCUGAUACAUUAUUACAAUGGCCACUGCUCAGCUCUCUCACUCUAUCAAAAUUCACAAAGCAUCUAAGGAAACCGUUUUUCCAUCCCAAAUCACUAAUGAGCAUGAGUCAUUGAUAAUGGUGAAGAAACUUUUUGCUACUUCUAUCUCAUGUAUAACAUAUCUAAGAGGCCUGUUUCCGGAGAGCUCUUACGGAGAACGCCAUUUGGAUGACCUCAGCUUAAAAAUCCUUCGAGAAGAUAAAAAAUGUCCUGGGUCACUGCAUAUUAUCAAGUGGAUCCAAGGUUGUUUUGAUGCUUUGGAAAAGAGAUACCUACACAUGGCAGUACUUACACUUUACACAAAUCCCAAGGAACCUGAGAAAGUGACUGAGAUAUACCAGUUCAAAUUCAAAUACACAAAAGAAGGAGCCACUAUGGAUUUUGACAGCAGUAGUACAAGCUUCGAAAGUGGGACAAACAGUGAAGAUAUUAAGAAAGCCAGUGUUCUACUGAUCCGUAAAUUAUAUAUACUGAUGCAGAACCUUGGACCCCUUCCUAAUGAUGUUAUACUUACUAUGAAACUCCACUACUAUAAUGCGGUUACUCCACAUGAUUACCAACCCCCUGGUUUUAAAGAAGGGGUAAACUCACACUUCCUGCUGUUCGAGGGGGAGCCUGUAAACCUGCAAGUGGGAUUGGUCUCCACUGGCUUUCAUAGCAUGAAAGUAAAAGUCACAACUGAGGCCACCAGAGUGUCUGAUUUGGAGAACAAUCUCUUUCAGGAGAACAGCACUACUGAGAUCGGUCAUCAGGGUCUAGACUUCGAUGAAGAAGAAGAAGAAUGCAACAGUCAUAUUCAAAGAAUGAAUUUUGCGUACAGUCAGCAAACUUCUGAGAUCUCCAGGAAGAAGAGGAAGGUCAGCGAACCAGUGAAAGUCUUCAUCCCUGACAGAAAAUGAAAGUUGGAUGUCUUCACUGCAUUUACUCUAAAAUGAUUUUAUUUUGCAACAAACUUGCAUGAAGUGUCUUAAAUAGGAAAGUUUAAGUUCCUAUCACCAAAACCGUUUACUGAAUUUGUUGCUCAACUUUUUUAGUCAGUUUACUAAGUGCUCAAU
Messenger RNA from Neogale vison (American mink), 1157 nucleotides. RefSeq names its product HORMA domain containing 2 (gene HORMAD2). The coding region runs from base 81 to 1001 and encodes 306 amino acids. The transcript has 11 exons. The record is from RefSeq and is a predicted model, not a curated record. NCBI's taxonomy places the organism in Eukaryota, Metazoa, Chordata, Mammalia, Carnivora, Mustelidae.